Cokeromyces recurvatus is the source of this 1392-nucleotide messenger RNA. RefSeq lists its product as uncharacterized. Bases 1 to 1392 code for a protein of 463 amino acids. The transcript has 3 exons. Gene Ontology annotation, molecular function: lipid binding. Gene Ontology annotation, biological process: mitochondrion organization; phospholipid transport. The record is from RefSeq and is a predicted model, not a curated record. Lineage: Eukaryota; Fungi; Mucoromycota; Mucoromycetes; Mucorales; Mucoraceae. Gene Ontology annotation, cellular component: ERMES complex.
AUGGCAUUCCGAUUUAAUUGGCCUGAAUUUGACAAUGAAUUUUAUAAAGAAGCAAAAUCACAAUUAGAAACGGCCAUGAACAAAGGAAAUAAACCUUCUGUAAUUGUUGAUCAUAUUACAGUAAAAGAAUUACAUAUGGGCACAAAGCCUCCAGAAUUAGAAAUAUUAGAAAUUGGAGAACUUGUGAAUGACAAAUUCAGAGGUAUUUUCAAGUUAAAAUAUGCUGGUGAUGCCUAUAUAGAGAUAAAAACAAAAGUUCAAGCAAAUCCAAUGCAUGCAAAAACAUCUGAACUACCACGCCAUUCUAGGCCAAGCGUAUUGGCCGCUGAUCAACCACUCGUAGUUCCUAUGGUCCUUCGUAUUAGUGAUCUUAAAUUACGAGGUAUUGUGGUAUUGGUUGUUUCAAAGACAAAAGGAGUGACACUUGUAUUUAAAAAUGAUCCACUUGAAAGUAUUCGUAUCAGUUCUACAUUUGAUUCUAUCUCAAUCCUGCGUGACUUUUUACAACGACAAAUUGAAGCACAAUUAAGGAAUAUGCUACAAGAAGAUUUACCAGUCAUGAUUCAUAACUUGAGUUUAAAAUAUAUUCAAUUAGAAGAAGAAAAGAAGAGAAAGAAAGAGCAAGAAGAACGUCAAUUAAAAUUAUUGCAACAGCAAGAAGAGAGACCUUCUUCUAUCUGUUUAUCAGAACCUUGUUUACGUCGUGCCUUUUCAGUUUCAUCAUCGUCUUUUAUGCGAGUUAGAUCAAAUACAUUUUCUAGUCAUAAUGAUCUUAGUUUACCAGAAUUAGAUUUUAGUCAAACAAGUAGUUUAUAUACACCAAGUUUAAUGACAGAUGAUGGCUAUGAUACUCAUUUUAUGGAUGAUUAUUUAUCCUCAAGUUCUACUAUCAUGACUCCUACAAUAACUGAUUUUUCAACAGAUAAUCUAUGUUAUUAUCAUCCUGAAUUGAAUAAAAAGCCAACAGCACCAAUAACUGUGGCUAAUUUAUUUACACAUAAUCGACAGUUUAUAACACCUCAAUUAGGCUAUACAGUUUCUAUACCAUCACAAGAAGACAGCAUAAGUCAACUAGAGGCACCUUGUUAUUAUGAAGAAACAUCAAUAGCAGAAGAAGAAAUUUCGGAAUUUACAUCGUUCUCUUUUCAUACUCAAGACAAUAAUGAUACUGAUUAUUUUUUCACAGAAGAAGAAAAGACAGUUAUUUUGAAACCAUUUGAAAAUCGAAUGGUGCGACAAUUAUCACAAUUAACUACAGUGAAUUAUACCUUAUCUCCUUUAACUGACACUAUCUCACACUUUACUUUCCGUAGUUUACCCUAUAGAAAUCCCUUAACAAUACCUCUUCCUUUCGACAUAAAAAAGUGCCAAAGAGACGAGUUACUCGAUUAA